Molecule: messenger RNA, 2914 nt
Organism: Syngnathus acus (greater pipefish)
Lineage: Eukaryota; Metazoa; Chordata; Actinopteri; Syngnathiformes; Syngnathidae
Gene: dync2i1
Product: dynein 2 intermediate chain 1
Exons: 23
Coding region: 95-2842 (915 amino acids)
Biological process (GO): intraciliary transport
Cellular component (GO): cytoplasmic dynein complex
Molecular function (GO): dynein light chain binding; dynein heavy chain binding
Source: RefSeq, a predicted model, not a curated record
GCAUGCGCAGGACCCGGAGGUGAAAAGAACAAUUUUCGUCACUGUGGCGUCCUAGCAAUCACGUAAGCUUUCUUUUCCGAACCCCGACGGCAGCAUGCAUAACGAAAAGAAAAGAAGCAUGGAAGACACCUGGUCUGCUGCCGAGCUGAAAAGACUACUUUCCAGGACGAAGGAGCAAGAGCACGACAGAAAGCAGCACCGCGGUGGAGAAUCCGCGGAGAGACGUUCUAGGGACUCCCAAGGGGACCGAGACCACAGAGACCAUCACGGAGCCAGACUAGAGGAAAGAAGGGGUGACAGGAGGCCGGAGCGAGACAGGUUGGAGGACACGAGCAGACGUGCACGCGGCCCCAGAGAGGACAGAGACAAGCGGGAUAAACGGAGGCCGAGGAAGGGACAUGAGGAGGAAGACGCACUCAAGCGAAGGGAGGAUAAGGAGAGGCGAAAGGAGGAGCGGGAUAAAGAGAGACGGCCGGAGGAACGGGACAGGAGGAGACACGAAGAGAGACGGGACGACCGAGACGGCGGACGAGAGAGGCGCGAGGACAGGAAGCCAUCGAGGGAAGAAAGAGAUCAAUACCGAAGACAAAAAGAAGAGCGAGAAAGGAGACACAAAGAGAAAGCAUAUCACGAUGAAAAGCUGAGGCGAGAAGAGGGGGCAGAGGAAGAGAGGGAAAGACGUGACGCUGAGAGACAUCGCAGCAGCUCCAAGGACUCCAGACCGAGUCACAGCCGUGAGAGCAAGACGAGAAAAGCUGAGGAGGACGUGAUGCGUUCAGGGAACGUGGCAGCUAAAGAUGCUGGCAACGCGCUAGUAGCCAAGCAUGAGCCUUCGCCAGACUACGAAGAUGACUUUGAGGAUUACGAAGAGGAUUUCGACGAACUGGACGAGGACGCAGAGGAAGAGGCCGAGAAACUGGAGCUGGGCGAGGAGGUUGAAGCCAUCCAAAAAGCCAUGGGCGAAGAGAACGAACGUGUCCGAGUCUCUAUUUCUACCCUUAGCAAAGACAGAGGAGAGGAAAAGCCUGAAUUGUCCAGAGUGAAUAGCUCAGAUGAGAGGAGCAGCAGAGGCUCCCAGCGAGGAAAGUUUAUCGACUUUGUGGCGGCGAAGCAGCGAGAAGUCGGCAAGAAAGUGGCCAUGAAACAAAAGAAACGCAGCGCAGAGCUGCUUCGUUUAAUGGAUCUGGAUUUCUCCACCACCUUCUCCCUUCUGGAUCUGCCUCCCGUCAGCGAAUAUGACAUGUACAUCAGGAACUUUGGAGCUGCAAACACAAAGCAGGCUUACGUCCAGUGUAAUGAGGAAAAUGCCGAGCGGGACGUCCAGACCGAGGAGGUGGACUUGAGUGACAAGUGGACGCAGCAUCCCGCAGAGCACAGCGGUGCCUGUGGCGAUCCAAAGCGGUCACAUGAAAGCGGAAACGUGAACGGAAUGAACUUGGAUUCAAGACGUUUGGCCGUCUUCUUGCGUGCCGCCUCCCAGGUAAUGGCGGUGCUGCUGGAGGAGGAUCACACCGAGAGGAGUUCCUUCAAGGGCCGGACGACACAAUCGGACACCCUGUCUUUCAGCGACGGAAGUCUGCGGCUCAACAUGGACUUGCCUUUUCUCCGCGGUCGCGCCGUCAGCCAGGUGCUUUUCUCUCAGGCGCAGAGACACACGCUCCUGUCUGUUCACAAGCCGCCAGCUUCACCCGAUGAUGCCGAGCGGCAUCUCGACUGCACCGUCAUCUGCGUGUGGAACAUGUGGGUGCCAUCCAGACCGCAGAAGAUCCUGCUCUGUGAUUCAGAGGUGCAGUGCUGCUGUUUCAGCCCGGGAAAGGCCACGCUGGUGUUCUCCGGCACGUCCGUCGGCUCCGUGGCGCUGUGGGACCUACGAGAGCCCGACGGCGACCACCAACGGCUGAAGGUGGGCGGCGACGAGUGGACCUUCAGACGGCCUACCUUCUCUACCGAUGCAGUGCCCUCGGCCCAUUCCCUGCCGGUGACGUCGGUGGAGGUCGUUGCCACCAACGCAAGAGUAGCCUUUUUAGCAUCCGAAGAAGAAUUGUUGGGCUUGUCCUUCCGGUUGGCCUCUCUAGAUGAGAGCGGGCUCUUGAAUCUUUGGGUGGUAGUGCAACUUCCCAAAGGCAACGAGGCAGGCUCCCAGGCAGAUCUAGGUCUGAGGCCGGGUGGAAAAGUGAAGCUGCUGCACAGCUCCGCCUGCGUGACGGCCGACGGGGCGUCAGCGUCGCACGUGGACAAAACAGGGCCGCCGCAGUGCCUUCAUCUGAAAUUUCUUCCCACUGACCCCAGUCAUUUCUUCAUUGGCACCAAUUUGGGUCUGGUCAGUCACGGCACCACUCAGGGUUUGAAGGCCCUGCCCAAGCGCUACACCUCGCAGGAGUCGGCCACCCGGCUCGUUGAUGUCAGCGCCGUCCACUUUUCUCCUUUCAGGCCAAACUUGUUUUUGGUGGGCUGCGGGGACGGCAGCGUACGGUUACACGAGGUCAGCCGCGACAAACCGGUGGACGAGUGGACGGACGGCACUGACGGCGAGGCGGUGGUCUCGCUGCAGUGGAGCCAAACUAGGCCUGCGGUCUUCUGGGUGUUGGACGCCGCAUCUCGCCUUCACAUCUGGGACCUGCUGAAGAGCGACAAAGCGCCUGUUGUCACGGAGCGCCUGGACGCAGACAGGCUGACGGCCAUGGCUGCAUUUGGAGAUCCGGGACAACAGAACAUGUACUCUGGAAUAGCGACGGCACACCAUUCGGGUAAAAUCGAAAUGCACUAUUUCACAAGGGAGUUCACCGUCCAAAGUUGUGAAGAAGAAAAAGCAUUAGAAGCAAAGAUUGUACAAUCUCUUUGAAACACCUUCGUCGAUGGUGUACAUUUUGUCACUCGUGCAUAGUUGCAUAUGUCAAUUUCAACUUUUGUGUUU